Messenger RNA from Cercospora beticola, 1352 nucleotides. RefSeq names its product FAD-dependent oxidoreductase. Lineage: Eukaryota; Fungi; Ascomycota; Dothideomycetes; Mycosphaerellales; Mycosphaerellaceae. The record is from RefSeq and is a predicted model, not a curated record. Gene Ontology annotation, molecular function: FAD binding; oxidoreductase activity.
AUGCAGCUGUUCGUGACGGUCCCCGAAGCCGACAGCCAGUUCUACUGCACUUCACGCCACAACCAAAACUUGUACUGGAGAAGACUCCGUUUCGAUAACGCUACCAUUCAAAGGAACAGCACAAUGGGUGGCGACGAGCCAGUCGGCUCCAAACCCACAGUGCUGGUCAUCGGCGCCGGAUCGGCAGGGCUCUUGACCGCUCAUGCUCUCCAGAUGAAAGGUGCCAAUGUAACGGUGUUUGAACAAGACGACUCUCUUGAUGCCAGACCUCGAGACUGGAAUUUUGGCAUCUACUGGGCUCAAGUCCCACUCCAAGAAUGUCUUCCAGAACAUCUCGCCAAACAAGUAGAAAAUGCCCAAGUCGACGACUACCGCGCCGGCGAAGACGAAGUAAUGUCCAUCUACAACGGCAAAACAGGUGAACUCCUCCGCGAACUUCCAGCUCCCUACAACAUCCGGCUCGCACGCAAACGCUUCCUCCGCCUCAUAUCCCAAGACCUCAACAUCCAAUGGAACAAAAAGCUCACGCAAAUCUCCUCCGACAACAAACACACCGCAACAGCAACCUUCUCCGAUGGCACCACAGCCUCCGGAAACCUCCUCAUCGGCGCCGAAGGCGCCCAUUCCCUCGUCCGCGAAUACCUCCUCAACUCCCCCUCCCGCGCAGCCCUCCAACCCUCUCCCCUCGUCGCAAGCGUCACAAUGGCCAAACUCCCCUCCCCCGCCGCUGAAAAAUUUAAAUCCCUCUCCCGCCGUCAAUGCAUAAAUUUCCAUCCCUCAGGCUACUUCAACUGGAUCGGGAUCCACGACGCUUACGGCGAUUCUCAACCAGGAGAUUGGACUUUCAUGAUGAUCAUGUCUUGGAUUCCAUCCGACUCAAAUUACGACGUAAAAGAAUUAAAAUCUAGUGAGGAUAUCUUGCAGGAUUUGAAAUCUCGCGCGGAAGAAUUCAGCGAGGAUUUCAAAUUUUUGUGGAAGAGUAUUCCCGAGGGGACGAGAUGUUGGCAUAAUCGGUUGAGUUCUUGGAGUCCGGAGAAGUGGGAUAAUAGAAAUGGGACUGUGACGCUUGUGGGGGAUUCGGCGCAUCCGAUGACUUUUCAUCGCGGCCAAGGUCUCAACAACGCUAUUCUCGAUGUCGGAUUGUUGGCGCAACAAAUUGGUGAGAAAGGUUUCACGGCCGAGGCCAUUGAGGCUUAUGAGCAGGAGAUGAUUCCUCGGGCGCAAGAGGCUGUGAAGACGAGUAAUGAGAAUAGUGAGGGGACACAUGAUUGGGAGAAAUUGAUGCAAAGUCCUCUGAUGAAGAUGGGGCUGAAGCAAAAGUGAAAGGUGAUGUUAGUGGAACUGCGAAUGUG